AUGAAUCCUCACAUAUCUGUUCCACGUCAGCAUGUUAACUCGUCGAACUUCGGUGGUACGACACCCACAAGCCGCAGCUCCAGUAUACGGAUGCCUCGUUUUUUCAAAAGGAUGUUCAAGUUCCCACAAAUGGACUUCGAAAUGGCUAUCUGGGAGAUGACAUCACUGCUGAUCGCUCCCAAGAAAGUUUUCAAAUCGAUCUACUACCAUGUGAAGACUAAAAAUACCUGGCAUCGUCCUGACCCGUCUUUCACAUAUCUCCUCUCCUUUUUUCUGCUCCUCACAGCCCUCGCGUGGGGUCUCGCAUACGCGCCUUCUUUCGGGGCUAUCGUCCGUCUAUCCUUGCUAUUCAUUUUCUUCCACUUCAUUGGGUCAUCACUUCUGGUGUCGACUAUAGGGUAUUUCGCCAUCGGCCGUCUUUUCGGCCCAGAUGGAGCGGCGGCGUCCCUUACUGGGCUGCGAGGCGGAAAUGGACGGAGACGUGGUGCAGCUCAAGGCUUGUUCGUGCAACCGGGCGAAAAAGAUCAGUUGGAAUUCGGAUAUUGCUUUGAUGUCUCCAACCGGGCAUUCUUCCCUCUUUACCUUCAUCUGUAUGUCGUGCAGUUUCUUCUCCUGCCACUUCUUACGCGCAGUCCGAGCAAUUUUCUCGCCACGUUCCUUGGGAACACGCUCUACCUCUCCGCCCUGACCUAUUACACUUACAUUACAUUCUUAGGGUACAAUGCCCUUCCGUUCUUGCAUAAUACUGAAUUGCUCUUACUCCCCAUCUUAGCGUUCGCCAUCCUGUGGCUUGUGAGUCUGAUUGCGGGAUGGGGAAUUGUAGCGCAAGGACGUAGUGUGGAAGGGCUCUUCUGGGGCGCCUGA
Molecule: messenger RNA, 864 nt
Organism: Aspergillus alliaceus
Lineage: Eukaryota; Fungi; Ascomycota; Eurotiomycetes; Eurotiales; Aspergillaceae
Product: unc-50 family protein
Exons: 4
Coding region: 1-864 (287 amino acids)
Cellular component (GO): Golgi membrane
Source: RefSeq, a predicted model, not a curated record